UGAGAAGGGAGAUACUGUGGUUUACUAACGUCACAUUACAGUAUUUCCUUCAUUGGACACAAUUGUGUCAAAAGCAUUUCACAUUUACAGGAACAUAGAACAGUUACACAGGCGACUGAUUCUUCUCUGUGAUUCAUCUUGCAUCUCGAUCAGUGAGAGUGAACCGAACUCUCCCCUUUAGUGGGAUAAUGGGAGUACUUGGGCAAAACUCCAGUGGAGGUGAUAUAAACAGCACCUGUGAAAUCCAUGACGGCUACUUGUCUCCUGCUCUACCCAUUCUCUACUCUAUCAUAUGCUUCUUGGGCCUGGUCAGCAACACCGUGUCCAUAUUUGUGGUUUUUCUGAGGAAGCACUCUGACUCAUCCAUGACGGUCUACAUGGGACACCUGGCCAUGGCGGACUUCCUGUUGGUGCUGUGUCUGCCACUGCGUGUCUACUACCACAACAGCGAGGGCCCCUUCUUCCUCUGCAAGUUGCUGGGCAUCUUCUUCUACAUGAACAUGUAUGCCAGCAUCUUCUUCCUCAGCCUGAUCAGUCUGGACCGUUACCUUAAGAUCAUCAAGCCUGUGUGGGUGAUGAAAAUCCACAGGGUGAAGUGGAGCCACCGGGCAUCCUUCUCAGUGUGGGUCACCCUGUUCCUGUGCAUGUCUCUGCUCUUCUUCGGGAACAAAAAGCAGCGUCCUUGUGACAGUAUCUGCUUCCACUUCCACCACAAAGACUUAAUGAGCGGGGUGGCCAACCUCAGUGCGGUAGCCCUCUUCGUUGUUAUCUUCCUCGUCUUCAUCUGCUUCUACACGAGGAUAACCACCAAGUUAAGGAACAUGUCGUUGGGUAACCAGGACACCAAGUCCCAGCGGAGGAAGAGCCGGCUCAUCCAAAAGACCUUUGUGGUGCCAGUGAUCUUCACUGUGUGCUUCCUGCCUUACCACCUGGUGAGAGUGCCCUACGUGCUGGCCCAGAUGGAUGUGAUCCCGGCCCUGGACAGUAAGCAGAUGCUCCACGUCCUCAAUGAGAUCACUCUGGUCCUGUCGGCCCUCAACAGUUGCCUAGACCCCAUCAUCUACUACUUCCUAUCCUGCACCUUCAGGAAGACCAUCCUCUGUGCCGUGCACGGGCAGUUUAAGAACUUAUACGCUGUCAACCACAGACGUAUCAGCAUUAACCCAUCAAUUACAGAGAUAUAGAGCUGUCUGGGGAAUACUUUCUUACAAAAUGAUUGAAAAAAUUAAUAUUCAAAAUGAUGUAACAAUUACAUUUGAAUAUUCAAAAUUCAGCCAAGAGAGAUCGUAACUGUAUAAUAAUGUAUAGUGUUGUAAAAUAUGCUUAAGAAAGCAUAUAAGGUCCUUCAUAAAUUCUGAAAGAUAUAUGUAAAUAUGAACUGUUUUUUGUUGAUGCUUGUUGAUUCAGAAGUUCUAGUAUCUGUAUGACAUGUAAUAUGCUGUAUGUUUGAAUGGUUCAAAGGUCAAUAUACAACUUGACCUUUAAAUGUCUUGUACAUAUGGAAUUCCCCAGCAUGAGUAUGCUGUUUCCAUUGAUGUCAGUCACCUAAACUCAUUUGAAUGUGUAA
This is a messenger RNA of Esox lucius (northern pike), 1567 nucleotides long. RefSeq names its product G protein-coupled receptor 34 like (gene gpr34l). The record is from RefSeq and is a predicted model, not a curated record. Lineage: Eukaryota; Metazoa; Chordata; Actinopteri; Esociformes; Esocidae. Bases 189 to 1184 code for a protein of 331 amino acids. The transcript is spliced from 2 exons. Gene Ontology annotation, molecular function: oxysterol binding; G protein-coupled receptor activity. Gene Ontology annotation, biological process: G protein-coupled receptor signaling pathway. Gene Ontology annotation, cellular component: membrane.